Molecule: messenger RNA, 1948 nt
Organism: Chlamydomonas reinhardtii
Lineage: Eukaryota; Viridiplantae; Chlorophyta; Chlorophyceae; Chlamydomonadales; Chlamydomonadaceae
Exons: 7
Coding region: 110-946 (278 amino acids)
Source: RefSeq, a predicted model, not a curated record
UUGACAUAAUACCGGCUGAGUGUCCCCCGAGCGCCACCCUUUGAACAUCAAUCAACACCCUCAGCAUUUCAAUUUCGGGCCGGGACCACCAAGGGCCUUACACUCGAUCAUGAUGCUUUCUCGCGCACCCAAAGCGUCUUUCGCGCCUGGAGCCCGGCCGCGAGCUGUGGCUCCCCGCAGCAACCGCGUGCGGGUGGUGCGGGUGGCCGCCACGCUGACUGACUUGGGCGAGGACGGCAAGAUCCUGGUGGCGGGUGCCAGCGGCGGCUGCGGCAAGCGCGUGGUGGACGUGCUGUCCUCCCGCGGCGUGCCGGUGCGGGCGCUGGUGCGGGACGUGUCCAAGGCCACCAGCGGCAGCGGCCUGCUGGCGGGCGUGGGCUCCACCACUGAGGUGGUGCGCGGGGACGUGUUCCAGUACGCCAGCCUGCCGCCGGCGCUGGACGGCUGCGCCGCGGUGGUGUGCUGCACGGGCGCCAGCGACCCGCGCGACCCGCUGGGGCCCUUCAACGUGGACUUCCAGGGCACGCUGAACCUGAUUGCGGCCGCCAAGCAGGCGGGAGUGAAGCAUUUUGUGCUGGUGACCAGCAUUGGCGCCGAUGAGCUCAUCAACCCGCUCAACCUGUUCUGGGGCGUGCUGUUCUGGAAGAAGCGCGCGGAGGAGGAGCUGCAGCGCUCCGGCCUCACCUACACCAUCGUGCGCCCCGGCGGCCUCAAGUCCAAGCUGGGCGACGGCGAGAGUGCCGGCAACGUGGUAAUGGCGGCGCCCGGCACCUACGGCUUCCCGCCGCGCAAGUCCGGAUCCAUCCUGCGCACGCAGGUGGCGGAGGUGUGUGUUGCGGCGCUGACGGAGCCGGCCGCCGCCAACAAGGUGGUGGAGGUUAUUGCGGAGAAAGACGCGCCCGCCAAGGCCUGGGCCGACCUGUUCUCUGCCGUCAACUGGUUCUAGGCGCGCUCAGUCUGCUAACACUAAUGGAGUCAUCGGGGCUGCGUUGGCUCGUGCUAGCUGACGCUGGCUGAUGGGCUGUUCCUGCUUACGGAAGCUGUGAAUGCGGGAUCUUUCAUAGCGCAAAGAGCCAACUUUUGUGAGCGGCACUGGUCAAUAUGGGUGAGAGAGCAAGCACGGAGGGAGCUGCACAUAUGAGAGACGGGGAGGAAGGGGGGUGCGACCCGUCGACGACAGGAAUCAAGCGCGGUGCCCGCAGUGGCUUUGGGGCCCUGCGGUGUUACGUCUGUCACAGAUGCACCGCUGCUUCUGCGGGAAUUGACGCUGCGACUGUUAGCCAUCUGCUUUUGCGUACAUUGCAUGUCCAUACGAUAAAUUCAUGCCUGUGUAUGCGGUAAUGCGCGAUGCGGCCAUACUGAGAUGAGAGUGAGAGAGCCCUGUGGUAGAUAUCUGUGCUGUCGGCCAUUGCCGAAGGUGACACACCAUCAAGAGACGGGUGUUAAUAGGGUGAUAACAAUCAGCUGUUGCUCAGUUGCUAUUGAGUCGUGUAAGACGCGCUGAGCGUGUGAGCACCCCUGCGUGUGAGAGUCUGGGGCUUCGAGAGAGUGGUGUGGUUGCCAUAUGGAUGCGGAUGUUACAGAGGGGACAGUCCCAGCUCCCGAAGACGCCGAGCCAUCACAUGCUAUCAGGGCCCAACCCCGACUUUGCUGCAAACCCUCCCGCGGGCAAAGACCGUGUGACCAUAUGCAGCCGCCUGCACCGGUUGUCUUUUGUUUGUGAAUAUUUCAUGGCAUGUCUGGCCUGCCGUACGAGACACUUGCAUCAUUGUAUUCUUUUCCAAAGUCCGCCAAAAGACACGGUCACUAGGCACCGCGGACAUGUAACAAAUGCUAUGUGCGGUGCUCAUAGUCUCAGGGCCAUGCAAGGCCUUAGGGAUACUUCCGAGCAGCGAUGCGUCUUGCGUUUCUGCAGGCCCCCAUCUGCUACAUGUAAUCAGACCUUGGG